Molecule: messenger RNA, 1219 nt
Organism: Plutella xylostella (diamondback moth)
Lineage: Eukaryota; Metazoa; Arthropoda; Insecta; Lepidoptera; Plutellidae
Product: prostaglandin reductase 1
Biological process (GO): prostaglandin metabolic process
Cellular component (GO): cytoplasm
Molecular function (GO): 2-alkenal reductase [NAD(P)H] activity; 15-oxoprostaglandin 13-reductase [NAD(P)+] activity
Source: RefSeq, a predicted model, not a curated record
AUCUACUGCCACAUUUCACAAUAACAGCAGUAAGACACGCAUCACCGGGCGACCCACAUCACGACAACAUGGCCAAGGCAAGGAAGUACGUCGUCAAGAACCACUUCAAGGGAGUCCCGAAGCGGUACGACUUCGACAUCAUCGAGUAUGAGCUGGCCCCGCUGAGGGAGGGCGAGAUCCUCGUGAAGACGGAGUGGAUCAGCGUGGACCCCUACAUCCGCGCCUACAACGCCGCUCGCAGCGUGCCCUACGACCAGUUCAGCUUCCAAGUGGGCCAGGUCCAGGAGUCCCGCGACCGGGACUUCCCCGUCGGCUCCCGGGUGGUCUCCCACCUCGGCUGGCGUGACUACACCAUCCUCAGCAAGGACAAGACCAGCAAGUACUACGACCCCAGACACCCGCACUACAAGCUACCGGAUCUCAAGGGCUUAUCGCCUUCUCUAGCGGUCGGUGCUGUGGGUAUGCCCGGAGCCACCGCGUACUUGGGGCUGCUGGAAAUCUGUCAGCCGAAGAAGGGAGAGACUGUAGUGGUGACCGGCGCGGCUGGUGCUGUUGGCUCCAUCGUCGGUCAGAUCGCCAAGAUCAAGGGCUGCAGAGUCAUCGGUUUUGCCGGCUCCGACGACAAAGUGGAGUGGCUAGAAAAGGACCUCGGUUUCGACAAGGCCAUCAACUACAAAACUUCCGACGUGGCUGCGGCUCUGAAAGAGGCUGCUCCUAAAGGCGUCGACUGCUACUUCGACAAUGUUGGCGGAGAGAUCAGCAGCGUCAUCAUCAGCCAGAUGAACAUGUUCGGGCGCGUGGCUCUGUGCGGCUCGAUCAGUUCUUACAACGAGGACGCUAGCAAGAUGCCCAAGGCGUCGAUCCUUCAGCCGUCGAUCGUAUUCAAGCAACUCAAGCUGGAGGGCUUCAUCGUCUCUCGCUGGUUCGACCGCUGGCACGAGGCCUUCGCCGAGAUCGUGCAGUGGAUCCACGAGGGGAAACUCGUGGUCCGAGAGCAUGUCACGGAAGGCUUCGACAAUAUUUACGACGCGUUCAUCGGAAUGCUAGCCGGAGAGAACACCGGCAAAGCCGUGGUGAAGGUGUAAAUGACGUUUGCUGUAAUUUAUUGUUAAGUAGGGGUAUCUUGAUCUUACCGUUAGGAUAUUUAAAAUCAGAAGUUUGUAAUGUGUGAGUUAUGGAAAGAUUGAUAUUGAAAUAAAUCUGAUGGUUGACUGCCGAA